AGAGGAGUUCUCCUCCAAAUGGCGGAAACGACGCCUACCAAAUCACAUUCUGCAACUGGUAAGCAUCCAAACUUCAUUGAGAAGGCUAAGGAAAAGAUUGACAAGGUAAUCCACUCCCCAAAGCAUACCAAGGAAACGCAUGGAACAAGCGAUGACAUUGAUGAGAAGACAGACAUUGAUGAAGUGAGAGGGCCAGGAGUGUUUCAGAGGGCCAAGGAAGAAAUCGAGGCCCUCGUCGAGACAAUUCAUCACAAGAAGGAAAAGGCAGGAAACCACUCCCCAACUCACACCAAGGAAACUCAUGGAACGAGCGAUGACAUUGAUGAGAAGACCUCCAUUGAUGAAGUGAGAGGGCCAGGAGUAUUUCAGAGGGCCAAGGAAGAAAUUGAGGCCCUCGUCGAGACGAUUCAUCACAAGAAGGACAAGGCAGGAGACCACUCCCCAACCCACACCAAGGAAGCUCACAAGAAGGACAAGGCAGGAAACCACUCCCCAAAACACACUAAGGAAACUCAUGGAACGAGCGAUGACAUUGAUGAGUUCACAUCGGCCGAUGAAGUAAAAGGGCCAGGGGUGUUUCAGCGGGCAAAGGAGGAGAUCGAGGCCCUCGUCGAAACAAUUCAUCCGAAGAAGGAGAAGGAUCAUCACAAGUCAUCUUCCACAUAA
Molecule: messenger RNA, 666 nt
Organism: Linum tenue
Lineage: Eukaryota; Viridiplantae; Streptophyta; Magnoliopsida; Malpighiales; Linaceae
Source: the annotation of a GenBank genome assembly